Molecule: messenger RNA, 1104 nt
Organism: Suillus fuscotomentosus
Lineage: Eukaryota; Fungi; Basidiomycota; Agaricomycetes; Boletales; Suillaceae
Product: Sec20-domain-containing protein
Exons: 4
Coding region: 67-1104 (345 amino acids)
Biological process (GO): retrograde vesicle-mediated transport, Golgi to endoplasmic reticulum
Cellular component (GO): endoplasmic reticulum; SNARE complex
Molecular function (GO): SNAP receptor activity
Source: RefSeq, a predicted model, not a curated record
CCAAUAAUAACAUCUGCAGGUGUCAACGAUGCGCUAUAUUUGUAUUUGUAGUGUCCACCUUCAGACAUGCCACCAAUCCCAACAAUGCUAGAUGCUGAAGCUCUCUCUCUAAUCGAGUCCAUUGAACGGCACCAUAACGACCUUUCAACUUUUCAGAUUCCUCGUCUGAGAGCUUGUACAGGUCCUUUGCCCACGCAACAAGCAUGGGCUGCGGAGGUAAGGGAGGACAUUGAAGGUCUGGCAAGGCAAAUCGAGGAGCUGGAUGUCCUGGUUGAUGACCACAGGACUGAAAAGGCGAGGAGAGAGCUGAGGAAAAGGGCUGAAGUGUUUCGUGAUUCAUUAGUCAAUCUACGCAAAGACUCUCGGGCAGCAUUGCUAGCGUCGAAACAUGCAAUCGACUCCCAAAGUCGAUCACGGCGAGAGGAGUUGUUGAGGUCCCCUGCCAUUUGGCAGAAAAGUACAAGCUCCUCGAGCGAGAAAGUCACCGAAGACGUACUCAUGAAAGCCAACCAUGAUGUCACAGAAGCACUGCAACGAACAAUUGGACUCAUGCAGAAAGAGCUCGAGCGCAGUGUCUUGUCAAGUCAACUACUAGGCAAGUUCCUCGCAGUACCAUUUUUCUCUAAUACCUAUUGUCCAUUUCACACAGAAUCCUCUACUGCAACUAUCCAAUCCGCAUCCACAACGCACGACAAGCUCGAUCUCAUCCUCGGCACCUCCAAACAACUUAUUACCGCACUUGAAAAGACAGACUGGCUCGACCGCAUCCUUAUUAUUGCCGGUCUCGUGUUUUUCGGCCUUGUGGUCCUCUUCAUCCUGAAGCAGCGCAUCAUCGACCGCGGGUUACGUAUUGCCUUUUUCUGGACAAGAUUAUUACCAAGCUCUACCUCGAGUACGCGCUCGGUGGUGCAGAAGGCUGGGGAGGUUGUAACGAGUGUGUCGGCUGCCACUACUACUGUGUCAGCCAUACUGGUAUCGUCGAUAGGUGGACAGAUAGAACCCAGCAUAGACAUACUUGAAUCCCCUAGUUUUACAAUAUCGGCUACGGAGUCAUGGACUACUGGACAGCAUAGCAGCUCAGGAGACGCACAUGUUGAGUUAUGA